Molecule: messenger RNA, 654 nt
Organism: Adineta ricciae
Lineage: Eukaryota; Metazoa; Rotifera; Eurotatoria; Adinetida; Adinetidae
Source: the annotation of a GenBank genome assembly
AUGUCGAAUUUACAACGUGAUCUAGCAGUUGAAAAACUUAAACAAUAUCAUCAAACAGUUCAUCAAUCAACAACACAAUAUUAUACAGAUAUGAUUAAAUUGAUGAAACAAGCUGAUCCUCAAAUGAAUGACACAACAAAAGUUCGAUAUCUUAUGAAUGGUCUUCGUCCGUCGUUAUCUACUGAAACUCGACGAAAUUAUCCUACGACUCCAGAAACAUUCUUAGUACAAGCAAAAAGAGCUGAAGAACUUACCGCAUUGAAUAACACAUUCUCGUCAAGUUCAAUUAAUAAUGAUGAAUCUCUUCGAUAUUCAAAUACAAAUGAUUUAGCAACAAAACACGAUUUCAAUGAUUAUCAUCGAAAUGUAAAUGUUCAAGGUGAUUAUUAUGAUGAUAACACGAAUCAUUCUUCUCGUGAUCAUAACCAACAUCGCUUUCUAAAUCAAAUUUCACAAUCCUCAUUUUAUAAUUCAUCUCGUCAAGCACAAGCUGUUAAACCAUCACAAAGAUUUCCAUCAUCAUCAUAUAAUAACAACACACGUCGAAAUAACCGUUUUCAACAAAAUUCUCAAUCGUCUCAAGGUUGUUUCAACUGUGGUUCUACAUCUCAUAUAGCACGUUAUUGUCACCAUUUCGAGAAUCGAAGUCAAUGA